Messenger RNA from Condylura cristata (star-nosed mole), 2860 nucleotides. RefSeq names its product nuclear respiratory factor 1 (gene NRF1). The record is from RefSeq and is a predicted model, not a curated record. Gene Ontology annotation, molecular function: RNA polymerase II cis-regulatory region sequence-specific DNA binding; DNA-binding transcription factor activity, RNA polymerase II-specific. NCBI's taxonomy places the organism in Eukaryota, Metazoa, Chordata, Mammalia, Eulipotyphla, Talpidae. Gene Ontology annotation, biological process: regulation of transcription by RNA polymerase II. Bases 11 to 1288 code for a protein of 425 amino acids. The transcript has 9 exons. Gene Ontology annotation, cellular component: nucleus.
UCCCGUGGGAAUGGCGGCUGCUGCUGCUGUGGCAACAGGCAAGAAGCGGAAACGCCCUCACGUGUUUGAGUCUAAUCCGUCUAUCCGGAAGAGACAGCAAACGCGUUUGCUUCGGAAACUUCGAGCUACACUAGAUGAGUAUACUACAAGAGUGGGACAGCAAGCUAUUGUCCUCUGUAUCUCACCCUCCAAACCCAACCCUGUCUUCAAAGUGUUUGGUGCCGCACCUUUGGAGAACGUGGUGCGUAAGUACAAGAGCAUGAUCCUGGAAGACCUGGAGUCGGCCCUGGCAGAACACGCCCCUGUGCCACAAGAGGUUAACUCAGAGCUACCGCCUCUCACCAUCGAUGGAAUUCCAGUCUCUGUGGACAAAAUGACCCAGGCUCAGCUUCGGGCAUUUAUUCCAGAGAUGCUCAAGUACUCCACAGGUCGAGGAAAACCAGGCUGGGGCAAAGAGAGCUGUAAGCCCAUCUGGUGGCCUGAAGAUAUCCCCUGGGCCAAUGUCCGGAGUGAUGUCCGCACAGAGGAGCAAAAGCAGAGGGUUUCAUGGACUCAGGCACUACGGACCAUAGUUAAAAACUGUUAUAAACAGCACGGGAGGGAGGACCUUUUAUAUGCCUUUGAAGACCAGCAAACACAAACACAAGCCACAACCACACACAGUAUAGCCCAUCUUGUGCCAUCACAGACUGUAGUCCAGACCUUUAGUAACCCUGAUGGCACUGUCUCGCUCAUCCAGGUUGGUACAGGGGCAACAGUAGCCACAUUGGCUGAUGCUUCAGAGUUGCCAACCACAGUCACUGUUGCCCAAGUCAAUUAUUCUGCUGUGGCUGAUGGAGAGGUGGAACAAAAUUGGGCCACGUUACAGGGAGGUGAAAUGACCAUCCAGACAACGCAAGCGUCAGAAGCUACCCAGGCAGUGGCGUCGCUGGCAGAGGCUGCAGUGGCAGCGUCUCAGGAGAUGCAACAAGGAGCUACAGUCACCAUGGCUCUCAACAGUGAAGCUGCCGCCCAUGCUGUCGCCACCCUGGCCGAGGCCACCUUGCAGGGCGGGGGACAAAUCGUCCUGUCUGGGGAAACCGCAGCAGCCGUCGGAGCACUUACUGGAGUCCAGGAUGCUAAUGGACUGGUCCAGAUCCCUGUGAGCAUGUACCAGACUGUGGUGACCAGCCUCGCCCAGGGCAAUGGGCCAGUGCAGGUGGCCAUGGCCCCUGUGACCACCAGGAUAUCGGACAGCACAGUCACCGUGGACGGCCAAGCUGUGGAAGUGGUAACAUUGGAACAGUGACAUGCAGCCAUAUCAUGGCACCGUUUUCUAGUCUACUUCAAGAUUUUUUACACGUUUGCAGAGGUGCAAUCAAAUGGAAUUAAGUCUCUUGACUUUGGAAGAAAAGUUUUGUUAACCUUUUUUUUUAAAGGAAGAAAGGCAGCAGAUUUUGGGAUUGCAUUUUUUAAAGCACCACUCUUGAUUUUCUGGGAUCGGUGGAAUGAGAUACUACGUUGUCAAUUUCACUGUCCUGAAAAAGCCAAAUUGUGGCAGGACUUCUUUCUGCGGAAACGUGUGUAUACUUACGUGUGUGUAUGUGUGAGUGUGAAUAUAUGUAUAUGUGUACAUAUGGAUAUACACAUUUACACAUUUACAUAUAUAAAGUAUAUAUAUAUAUGUGUAUAUAUAUAUAUAUAUAUAUAUGAAACCCGCAUGGAAUUAUCUUUAUGAAAUCAAGGUGAGCUGUGGAAAAAAUAAUUCACCCAGUUUAGUGGGUGUAGGGUACGUGGCCAGACACAGUCACCCGGUUUUUGUUCAUACCAGGGUCAUGCGUUGAGCUACUGACAAACUCAGGCGGAGGUUACCAUGCCCUUCACCAAAGCUGCCUCCCAGUGGCCACCUAGAAGUCUCCCAGAUAGACUCACCUGAGGAGGUUCCAGAACCGGGUGGGGUCCAGAAAUUGUACUUGCAAGGUCCAAGGCCCUCUGGGUCCAGCAGCUGAGCCGCUCAGGGCUGGCCCAAGUGCUGACCUUGCCACAUCCGGUGAAUGUCCUUAAAGCUCCAGGCUAGGUGGACUAGAGGGUUUCCCUUGGCCUCCUCUUCCUCCCCUCCCCAGGAAACCUUCUUGAUCUCCUGACUGUUAAGAUGUUGCUUUGGUUUUAAGGUCAGUCCUGAAUCAGUCAUACAUAUGAACUGAAGGUAACAGAAGUAUUAAGGGUUCAAGGAGUGUGUGCGUGUUAAGUGUGCUUGUGGGUGUGUGUGGGGGGUGGGAGGGCCUGAGAGAAUGGGAAGGGGUGGGAGGGGUUGGUAGGGGAAAGGAAGGAGGGAGAGGGCUUAAGGCCAGGGUACACCGGUGGGAGUGUUUUUCUCCUUCCCGGUACUUCCUGUCGCUCAGCAGAAGAGCUGGGGCCCUGGCCGAGGAAGGCUGGGCUAUAGCUGGGGUGUGAGAAAAGGAAGGAAUGGAAGGUUUUCCUGCACCCCCGGGUCAGACCCUGUUUCUGAAGGACCUUGGCGUCAGUGUCCUGCCUGGCCCAGGCCUGGAACAGCCUCCUGCCCUGGCGUGGAUUGGUCUGGAUGUUCUUUGUGACACUGCGUCUGUGAUUUCUCGGCUGUAAGCCCUGGGUUCCCAGUGCUACAUUCACCCGACUCGACAGGCCAAAUCUCUGCUCCUUGAGUACAGGGACAACUCUUCCUCCCUCCCCCGGCCCUCUGUGUGAUAGUGUAUUUAAUGCGUUUUUUUAAUGCGACAUUAAAAGAUUCUUCAUGUCUUGCUCAGCUUUUGAGAAAAGUUUCAGAUUCUUGUAUUUGCUUGUUUUAUAUAAAACUAUCCAAUGUUCUUUGUAUGUUUUUUUUUCUGUACGUAAUGGGGGGGGG